Molecule: messenger RNA, 1740 nt
Organism: Volvox carteri f. nagariensis
Lineage: Eukaryota; Viridiplantae; Chlorophyta; Chlorophyceae; Chlamydomonadales; Volvocaceae
Exons: 8
Coding region: 1-1740 (579 amino acids)
Source: RefSeq, a predicted model, not a curated record
AUGGCUUCAAUGACCUCUGGAUCAUACACAUAUCUAGAUUACGAAAGAACAGGUGCAGCAGGCCUCGGGAAGGAGCUGCAGGUGCAGCAGGCCUCGGAAGAGAAUGGCACAGAGGCUGUCGACAGGCAGCACGACUUCGUGUUCAGCUCCAAGCGUGACUUGUACCUCAUGAACACCAUGAGCACGUUGGCGGCCGACGACAAGGAAACCAAAAACACCCUGAAGCUGGGGGACGCUUACCAGGUACUGGAUCCGGGGAUUGGCGGGAUGGGGGUGGGGGGGGCCCGCAACGGCCCACAACACUGUCGUAACUUCCUCCUGGGUGUCGUACUGCCGUACCGUUCAUCAGGUGCUGUCGUCAUCGCCAGUCACGACCUGCAGUUCCUCAAGGGCACAUGCCGGGAAAUCUGGGUGGUGGAGGGGGGGCAGGAUUUUGAGACCAUCAACUCUCUCAAGGAAAAGCUUGUAGAAGGGGCACCCUGUGACGAAAGCAUGAAUGACCUGCGCACCCUUAUCAAUAAGUGUGCUAGAGAGACGUUCGGCGGUGCACGGGUGAUGGAAAAGUCUGUGAAGCGUGACUGGUGGAACGAGGACUGUGCAGCUUCGUGGAAUGAUAUGAUGAGUUUCCGUAAGGAGGUCAGGGACCCCGUCUCAGGCAAGCUGCCCGAUCUACAUAGGACUACCUGGAAGGCCAAGCACCGUGCCUUUAAAAAGGCUAGGAAGGCCGCUAUUCAGGAGUUUGAAAUGGAAGAUAUGCGGAGGAGGAUUAAGGACGCCCGGUUCAACCCACGCGGAUUGUGGACAUGGCUGCGUGGGGGAAAACCACCUCCUUGCGGGAUCUCAGAUAUUAAUGCUUUUACCGAGCAUUUUUCCAAGGUGCUUAAUGGUACGGGAGAGACGAGGCAAUGCCGCAAUGAGGGUAUUCAGUUUAGAUGGCUGGACGAGGACCAGGUGACGCACAGACGGGAAUUAGCUGCUUGGCUUAACGAGGAUUUUACGGAGGAUGAAAUUGCUAGUGGCCUUAAGGCUAUGCGCAACAAUAAGUCCGCGGGCCUGGAGGGAACCCCGGCCGAGUAUUAUAACCGAUGGAGCACCCUUCGUGAGCAGAGUGUUAGCCUGGCGGGCGGUGAUCUCACUAACCUACUUUUCGUUGACGAUGUGUCACUGGUAGCGACAGGGCACGAUAGAGCUGAAUGCCUUCUGGGGCUACUCGAAGCCUACUGCAAAGCGACGGGUAUGGCCGCGAAUGCCGCCAAGUGCGAGGUCCUCAUUUUUGGGGGUGCUACGCGUGAGCGGAAGCGGCUUGUUGAAGCUGAGUACCGGAAUUACCGGAGCCAAGGCGUGUCGCUAUAUGAACUGGAUGGGAGCUGCCCCGUCAAGGGGCUUUGUGACUGUGGAGCGGUUGAAGAUGAGUUGCAUGUUUUCGAAGAAUGUCCCGCUUACAAGAGCAUACGGGCUAAGUAUGAUGGUGACCUAGUCCUUGCGGGGCGCAGCAUGCGCACCAUUAUGACUGAGGCGCCACCCCUGGCAUUGGCCAGGUACCUCUCGGAAAUCUGGGAGGCCAGGCACGUCGCGCUGAGGCGCUUCGCCCUGAAGCGGACGAGGGAGAAUGAAGAUGACCUCCCGCGUACCCGCAUCAAUACCAAUACAACGUCCAUGGCCCCCCCGGCUUUUACGGACACACCCGCACUUGUGUGCGGAACUUGUAACUUGCUAAGGAUUUUGAGCUGGGUUCGGUAA